Lineus longissimus is the source of this 2425-nucleotide messenger RNA. RefSeq lists its product as uncharacterized. Gene Ontology annotation, biological process: vesicle-mediated transport. The transcript has 5 exons. Gene Ontology annotation, molecular function: GTP binding; GTPase activity. Lineage: Eukaryota; Metazoa; Nemertea; Pilidiophora; Heteronemertea; Lineidae. Bases 850 to 1500 code for a protein of 216 amino acids. The record is from RefSeq and is a predicted model, not a curated record.
UCAGGUGGGACUUGACAAUGAAAGCACAUAACAGUGUGUGACAGUGUAAUCUCUUUCAAACUUAUAUAUGACUUGGGCUAGUGGUAGGCCCUUUAAAGGUCAUAAGCUUUACAUGCAUUAUAUUUCAGCUGAUUUUAUGUGUAUGAAUGAUAUAUUUAUAUAGAUAUUUGUACUGAUCUAUUUUAUGCAAACUGUGUUGUAUUAAGACUGUAAUGUAAAACCUACCACAUGAUCACUAGUAUGUGCAAGAAGUCAGCUGAUGUCUGUGACCUUGUUUCUCUGAAUAAAGCAUUUGUCAAUAAGAUGUGACGGAGUUUGGUUUGUCUUUUAGAUGGCCAAGUCUAUUUUUACUUGCAUACCUUGCUAAACAACUGGGGGCAAUUUUGAACUUGCCCUUCUCCGCAGGCUGGUGAAAUCCAUACCAUCUUGUCAACCAAUAAAAACUAAUUUACUCUCGAAGGAGUAUUGAGACCAGUGUGAAAUGUGAUGUCGGAGCGAAGCACUUUUUAGAACCACCAGAAAAGAAUACAACUAUGUUGUAGAAAUUCCUCCAAUAAUCUCUGAAGUAUCAUUUGAGCAUUGUAAUUGAUAUCUUCCAUGAACAUUUAAAAAAAUGCAUUAUUGUGUAUGGUUUUUUCAGAUUAAAAGUCUGCUUUCCUCCCGUUUCAGGCUGGACAAGCAAUGACCAGGCCAUACGCUGCGUAUGACGAACUCUUUAAAGUCGUUGUAAUCGGAAUGAAUGGAGUGGGGAAAACAUCUCUGAUACAUCGUUUUGUUGUGAGCAUCUUCCACCAAGAUUAUAAAAACAUUUUUAGGAUCGAAUGGAAUUGAAAUUGAUUUCUUGAUAGAAUGUCAACUUUUAGUUUCUAUUUCUUAAUUUCUCACUACAGAACAUGGGGAUUGAUUACAAUCAGCAACCAAUUAUUUGUCAUAUUUGCCACUUAUUUAAAAAAUUUGUUUCAGCAUGACACCUUCCAAACUGGGUAUUUAGCAACAAUUGGAGUUGACUUUUACAUCAAAUUGGUAGACUUAGAUGACAGGGUCAUAAAAAUGCAGAUAUGGGAUACAUAUGGUGGAGAGAGAUUCACGAUGCAUGUCGUCACGAUAUCGUUUUUCAGAGGGUGCAAAGGUAUCAUAUUGGUAUAUGACAUCACAAGUCAGAAAUCCUUUGAUAAUGUUUGUCGUUGGGAUGCCAGCCGUUUCUCUGCUGAAGACAUACCCAAACUUCUCAUUGGUAACAAGAGUGACCUGGGGGCUGCGAGGGAGGUGGCAUUUACGACAGGAAAGAGCUUUGCUGAUGAGUUGGGCAUCCCAUUUUUCGAAACGAGUGCAAUGGAUUCAACGAACGUAGAGCAAGCAUUUGUGACUGUGGUGGCAGAUAGUAUUGAUAGACUUAAAGAUGAAACAAGGCCACAUAUAAAUGAAAUCGUGCUACGUGAGAAGAUGAAUAAGUCAAAACCACCUAAAACGAGUUGCUGGACAAGUUGCUGGAGAAGUUGAUGGAUUGGAUCAGGUGGGACUUGACAAUAAAGCACAUAACAGUGUAUGACAGUGGAAUCUCUUUCAAACUUGUGUAUGACUCGGGCUAGGGUAGGCCCUUUAAAGGUCAUAAGCUUUACAUGCAUUAUAUUUCAGCUGAUUUUAUGUGUAUGAAUGAUAUAUUUAUAUAGAUAUUUGUACUGAUCUAUUUUAUGCAAACUGUGUUGUAUUGUCUCAUAUAAAAUUAAUGUUUUUAAUCUUCCUCAGUUCUGAGGGGUUAAUGAAUCACAAUACAGUGUUCGAAAAGGUCAAAUACUCUUCAAAAAUGUCUGUGACCAUGUUUUUCUGAAUAAAGCAUUUGUCAAUAAGAUGUGAAGGAGUUUGGUUUGUCUUUUAGAUGGCCAAGUCUAUUUUUACUUGCAUACCUUGCUAAACAACUGGGGACAAUUUUGAACUUGCCCUUCUCCACAAGCAACUGUGGAAUCCGUACUAUUUUGUCAACCAAUAAAAACUAAUUUACUCUCGAAGGAGUAUUGAGACCAGGGUGAAAUUUGAUGUCGUAGCGAAGCACUUUUUAGAACCCCCCAGAAAAGAAUACAACUAUGCUGUAGAAAUUCCUCCAAUAAUCUCUGAAGUAUCAUUUGAGCAUUGUGAAUUUAUGGUAUGGUCAUUUCAGCCCAUGGCCAUUUUGACCAAUGACCCUUUCCCCGCUUGCAUGCAACAGCCCUCGCUCAUUUCGCCCAUCAAAUUGGUGAAAGAGCAUGAGACCUGCAGUCCUGAUCUAGGAAAUCUGGAGAUUGUUCAACAAUCACACAACAAAAUCACAGUUCAACGCUAGGAGCUUACUUAAAAAUUCAAGGCAGGCUAUCCAGUAAACCAAGAAAUAAAAAGUGGCUGUGGUCCUGGGAAACGAGCAAAUUCUAGUUUACAUGUCAAUUUGAUAAUG